AUAUCUUUGCCGAGAUUCGUGGAAUGCUUAGUUUUGACAAACGACUUUGAUCGAAUAGAAGUGGUGGAAGUUGCGGAGGUUGGGAAGAGUGUUUGUUGUGUAAAUUUCUGUGUUAUUGUUAUUACAUCGGUAAAUUGUUUAUUGUUUGAAGUCAAAAAAUAUUGCCAAGAUGCCUGUGUUUCAUACGAAAACGAUAGAGAGCAUUUUGGAACCUGUUGCUCAGCAGGUGUCACGUUUGGUGAUUCUUCAUGAAGAAGCAGAAGAUGGCAAUCCUAUGCCUGAUCUUGAACGGCCUGUAAUGGCUGUUAGUCGUGCUGUUGCUAAUUUAGUCAAGGUUGGACGAGAAACAAUCAACAGCAGUGAUGAUCCAAUUCUGAAGCAAGAUAUGCCAGCAGCUUUGAUGAGAGUUGAAGGUGCAUCAAAACUGCUUGAGGAAGCAUCUGCUAUGCUCAAGCAGGACCCAUUGAGUGGCUCAGCAAGAAAGAAAUUGAUUGAAGGUUCUCGUGGCAUUCUGCAAGGUACAUCAGCUCUCUUGCUGUGUUUUGAUGAAUCAGAGGUUCGCAAGAUCAUUAGAGAAUGCAAGAGAGUGCUGGAUUAUCUGGCUGUAGCAGAAGUCAUUGAGACAAUGGAGGAUUUAGUGCAAUUCUUAAAAGAUUUGAGCCCCUGCCUUAGCAAGGUUUCUCGUGAGGUUGGUGGUCGAGAGAAAGAGUUAACUCAUCAGGUGCAUCGUGAAAUCCUCAUAAGAUGCUUAGAUCAAGUUAAGACACUUGCACCAAUUCUUAUAUGUAGUAUGAAGAUAUUCAUUCAUAUCAUUGCACAGGGUGGCAAAGGUGCUGAAGAAGCUGCUGAGAACCGUAAUUAUUUGGCACAACGAAUGACAGAUGAAAUAAAUGAGAUUAUUAGAGUACUACAGUUGACAACAUAUGAUGAAGAAGAAUGGGAUGCUGAUAACCUUACUGUAAUGAAGAAAGCUCAGAAUGCUAUUGAAGGAAAAAUACGUGCAGCUCAUGACUGGCUUGAGGAUCCACUUGCCCUCCGAGGAGGAGUAGGGGAGAAAUCUGUCAGGCAGGUUCUGGAACAUGCCAACAGGGUAGCCGAUCGUGCCUUGCCUGGUGAUUCUGAGGCCCUUCACCGGUUGUGUGGUGAAGUGACAACAAUGACAGAUGCUCUUUGUGAACUGCGUCAAGAUGGAAAGGGAGCCACUCCACAGGCAGAAUGCUUGGCACGUGGUAUUCAGGAAAAACUGUCAGCAUUGCAGUCACUUGUUGGGCGAGCUGUCCAGUCUGUGGAGAGAUCUGGUGUCCAACAACCUGCUCACACUGUUACUGGGAGAUUGGAGCAAGCAAGGCGAUGGCUGGCAAAUCCUGAGCGAGAUGACCGUGGUUUGGGUCAGCGUGCAAUAGCACUCAUAGUUGAUGAGGGCAAAAAGGUUGCUGAAGGAUUGCCAGGAGUGCACAAAGCAGAAAUACUGCAGCUUUGUGAUGAGGUUGACAUGUUAUCACAUCAGUUAAGUGAUUUGUGCCAUCAGGGACUUGGUAAUUCAGCCCGUGCACAAGAUAUUGCAAGGGCACUAUCACAGAAGCUCUAUGAACUGAAGAACCGUAUCCAGGAUGCAGUUGUUAGUCGUGUUGUAGAAGAUUUUGUUGACAUUAGCACUCCUCUCAAACAAUUUACGGAUGCUGUCCAUUUGCCUGAAGAUACUCCAGGUGCUGAAUACAACUUUGCAGAGAAGGCUAAACAACUGCAAAAUUUUUCAAGCCGUGCAUCAAAAACUGCUCGAAUGGUUGCAGCUGGUGGCAGUGGUGGCAAUAAGAAGUUAGCUGAGGCACUCCUAAGUUCGGCUACACAGGUGGAAAGCUUGACUCCUCAGCUGAUCAAUGCUGGCCGUAUUCGUAAAAGCUAUCCAGAGAGCAAAGCUGCUGAUGAACACUUUGAAAAUUUAGUUUCCCAAUAUUCUGAUAGCAUUCAACGAGUACGAGCUCUCUGUGAUGAAGCUACUGAUUCUGCUGACUUUAUCAAGAUGUCUGAGGAGCAAAUACAGAAACACACAGUUCUUUGUGAGGAUGCAAUUCACACAAAUCAACGCCAGAAGAUGGUUGACAACACAUCGAGCAUCGCACGACUUGCAAACCGUGUACUUAUGGUGGCCAAACAGGAGAGUGAUAACUCAGAAGACCCCCAGUUUGUGGACCGUGUUAAUCGUGCUUCUGUCGCUGUUCAAGGAAGUCUGCCACCCAUGGUACAUGGUGCAAAAGCAGUUGCCAUGAAUACUCAGGAUUCUAUUGCUGUUGCAAGGUGGCGAGAAUCUAACAGAGCGCUCCUGACAGCCGUAGGACAAGUGCGACAGGCUGUAACAGUUUCACCAGAUCUGCCACCACCGCCAGAUAUGUCCAGCCUUAACAUAAAUGAUGAAAUUGUAGAACCUUUCCAGCCUUCGCUUCAGUAUAAUUACUUCACUGAGAAAGUGGGACAGCCUCUCCGUGAGCAGCUUGGAUCGGACCUUGGUGCUACUACUUCUGCUUCACCUGUCGGAUCACGACCCCACAGUUCUGCUGCCCUCAGCCCUCUGCCCAAAUGGGCUCGAGAUUACGCUCCACCACGACCACCGUUGCCUGGAGGGGAAGUUCCACCACCAAGGCCACCUCCACCUGAGACAGAUGAUGAAGAUGAUAUGUUUUCACAUGCUCCUCUACCUAAUCAACCUAUUAUGGUAGCAGCUCAUGGACUACAUCAAGAAGUCCGUCAGUGGUCAAGUAAAGACAAUGACAUUAUUGCAGCUGCCAAGAAGAUGGCAGUAUUGAUGGGGCGUCUUAGUAAACUAGUGCGUGGGGAAGGUGGCAGUGGCAGCAAGCGGGAUCUUAUAGCCUGUGCCAAAUCAAUAGCUGAAGCCAGUGAAGAAGUCACACGCCUUGCCAAAGAGCUUGCCAGAGAAUGCACUGACAAACGAAUGCGCACUAACCUCCUUCAGGUGUGUGAACGUAUUCCAACAAUUGGGACACAGCUGAAAAUACUUUCCACAGUGAAGGCAACAAUGUUAGGUGCUCAAGAAACUAUUCCACGGAUGGACAUGGGAGAGAUUCGAGGGGGAACUGAAGAGGAUCAGGAAGCGACAGAUAUGCUUGUCGGAAAUGCCCAAAACCUUAUGCAAUCUGUGAAGGAAACUGUACGUGCUGCUGAAUCAGCUUCCAUAAAGAUACGAACAGAUGCUGGUAUUAGGCUUCGCUGGGUCCGUAAGCAACCCUGGUACCAGUAUUGAGAUUUCCUUCUCCAGUAACAGGUUCUUUGCAAAAAACUAGUUGACCUGAACGGUUGAUGUUGCUGCAUCCAGGUGAUACUCUUAAUCAAUAGAAUGUUCAUUUUUAUGUAGAAAGGAAUACCUAUUUUCAUAAUUGUUUAGAAAAAUGGGGUAAUUUUUAAUGGUCUUUUCCACAGAAUGAGAUUUACUCUAUACAAAGCAAAUGUAGGAAAAUAUUUUUAGAGUCUCAACUAGUUCUAGCAAAUGUCCAUCUUAUUUUUAAUCUGUCAUUAUUGUUGAAGUAAGACAUUAGAUCCCUCCGUGCACUAUGGGGGGAAAAAAUGGUAGAAAUUAAAAGCCGUGAUGACUAAUUGCGUAAGUAUUCAGCUUUAACAUCAAUAUUGUUAACAUGAAAGCAAAUUGACUGCACUUGCUGUGUAGGUCGACAGCAGACAGCAUAAAGUUUCUGUAGACAUCAAAAUUUUUGCACCUUUAUUAAGUGAUUAUUAAAAUUAGUGUAAGAGGAAAUAGGCAGACUUUUGUGUGGAGUACUGUAGCAAACAUUUUUUUCUUAAAAAAAAAGAGGAAACUGUAUGGAACUAUCAAAAAUCUUAUUCAUUUAUUUAUCUAAUAGGGUAUAAAAACUUAUUGUAUUUGCCAUGUCGUAACACAGUAUCUAAUAUGUUAACUGUGCCAUUGAAUUAUUGUGUGUUCUUGUGACUAUAGCUUAAUAAUGUUUAUUUAUUGGGUACUUUACUUCAGGAACUUCAAAAGUGAGUCAUUAUUGUUCUGUCACUAGUGGACUGAUGUUUGAACUGUAGGUCACAAAUCCAUGUUCCCAAUGGAACUUUAACUAGUGCUACCAUCUUAUUACAGUUUUCGUGGAAAUUUCUGAACACAUUGUCUUCAGUAGUUAGUGGAUUGAACAUGUGAGAAAUCACAACACUAAAACUGAUUGAUAUGUGUCAUGGAUUUUAGUUUUGUCAUCAUUGUACCAUAUACAUUCAUCAAUGUUCAGAGCUGGCAUGUGAAUACGUGUUGUUAUGUUUUUGUCUCUUGCGCACUAAAUGGAUACGGCAUUUCUUCAGAUGCUGUUAUACCUCCUCUCCUUCUAUAUUCUAAUACUUUCAUUUGAUACAUUAUCAAAUGUGAACAGGAAUUUUGUUUUAUGUCUGUAAAUAAACGAGUUACCAGGGUACUUUCCGAAUUAUGGCUGAUAGCAAUGAAGAAAGCAAUUAACUUGAUGCAGAUAAUUGUCAUUUAAACACAAAUAGUGCUGUAUUUACAGUUAUUACAUUUAAAACUAAACAAAAAUGUCAAAUGCUGGUUGUCUGUAAUUCAAAACUGAUCCAGUUGUAAAGUUUAAGCAUGUAACUGUAGGUUCAGUGGAAACUAAGGAGAUGAAGCACAGCAAUUCAGUCACUCAGUUUGACACUCUUAAGUUUUUGCAUUAUAGCUAAGAAAAUUAUUUUAUUGGUCUCCAGAUUCAUAGUUGUGCAAAAUAAACAUUCGUUUCAUUAUACGUUUUCAUCUCCAUUGUCUAUCCUGAAAAUAUCAACCGUUAAUUUUAACUAAAAAUAUUUUGUUAGGUUCUCACGUCAUAUCUUCUGUUAACUAUAAGGUGCCUUGAAGACAUAAUAAAGAUAAUUGUAAGGUGCAAGAAAUAUUAUAUGGUGUGUAGAGACAAUGUUGUGCACUUGUAUUUGAUAAUCAUGUACGCUUAUAUGGCUUAAUGGUGCAAGAACGUUGUUCCAGUGUUGAAAACAUUUCAUUGCCUUAAAUCACAAAUCUAUUUUAAAAUAAUUGCUGUGUUGUUUUAUGCUACCUGUCUCAAUUGAUCUGUGACUAUAAGCUUAUUUUUGUAUUAGACAGGUGUUCAUUCACACUGUCUGAAAAUCUUGUGGGAGUUCCAUACUGUUUUACUUAGAAAUGUCAGCACAACUAUUUAUCAACGCACAUAUUAGAUAUAGUAUCUGUAUACUUAUGGGAACAUGUGGUCCCAUCAAAAGUCUGAUGCUAACUGGUGGUGCAAAUAGAAUUGCCAUAUGCUGUAUAUUCUUCAAAGGAAAUCUAGUGUUAAAGUAGAUAGUGUAGCUAUGUGCCUAUAAUAAGACUGAUAUGUACUGUGGCCUGUUGCUAUCCGCAAAUAUUAAUUUUAUUUCAUGAUACUUAUUUCAUAUUUGACUCAAUACAGAAAGUCAAUUUUACAUAUACAUCUAUUGCAGAUUUUUAUAGGUUUUCAUUAAAAUAUCUCAUGUGUACUCAUAUAAUUAUCUAAAUGAGCCAUUUUCCUAUGCUUGAUAAAUACACAGUUAUAAACAUAGCAUUUAUCUGAAUCUGUCUUGCUAUCAGAGAAGAAUCAACUGUUUUGCUGUGUAUUAAUGAAAGUCAUUUCAUUGUGUACAUUGCUUUCUUAUGUGGUUUAGUAAUAAAUUAAAUCUAUUGCUCUUACCACUAUUUUAGCCUGUAACAGUUGUCUGGAAUAUGCUAACUGGAUAAUGUGACUGAAAUGUUUAUAUUUAUGGCACGUAAACUGUCCCCACACUUGCUAUUCAUGUGUGUAUUCCAGGAAAAAUUUCACAUGAUUGAAAAUUGUAUUAAUUUUAUUUACACACUUUUCACGGUUAUAAUCAUACUUUAUGUUCAUUGUGGUCUUCACAAAAAGUACACUGCAAAUAUGCCCAGGAAACCCUCACAUUUACAUUAAACAUGCUUUGUUCUUUUUACUUAAAAGUUGAACUGGUAUCAUUUAACCCUUUUUCAGGGCUUAUGCCUGAAAAAUCUAACACCAUAAAUAUCUUUUAAGUGUAGGAGCCAAAUAAUUUCUGUACCUCUCCAUCAAACCACAUUGUACCUGUUAGAAUCUUCACUUAGCAGUUUGGCAGUAUUAACUGUCCUGAAAAGUUGAGCUGUACACACACUAAUCUCUGCAUUUGUUUCUGCAGCGUGACAAAACAAAUCAUUCCGAGAGUGACAUUCAUUGAUUUACCUUUUUGUUUUGAAUCUUUAUUGUUCAUUUUAGUUUGACUAAUUCAAAUUACACCACCAUUGUGUAUUUUGUGACUCAAAAAGCAAAACAGCAAACUGUAUCUUUUUGCAUGCAUGUAUUUUCUACAUGUUAUUUCAACUUCAGUAUUAGUAGUAAAUUUUUAAAUGAUGAUUAAAUUAUGUAUUCCACAAAAAAAAUUCUCCAUUAAUAUGAUCUAUAAUCAUGCAAAUAAGUUUAGUCCCCUUUGUAAACAGAGAAUUUUGUUGUUCCAUUUCAUACAUUCAUAAACUUUGCAAUACAGUUUGUUAAAAUGGACAAAACAUUAUAUAAACAAGUCCGCCAUUACAAGAGUUGCCUCAUUUUCACAAAUCCUGUUCUUACCAACAUCAUUAUAGACAGGAGUGAGUACAAAACAGCCAAUUUUAUUAGAAUUCUUCAAAAGCAUGCAGAAUAAGAAAUUUGAAUUGGCACUAAAAAAAUGUACAUUAAAGUAACACAAUACAUUAACCAAAAAAAAUCUGUUACAGAUACUACACCCUGAGAUACUAUGCCAGUUUCGAUCUCAGUGGCAAUACACAGUCAUGAACUGUUCUUAAAAUGACAUCACUUAACCCAGAUCACAACUCAGUCACACCGUAAAUACAGUGAAAGAGUUAAUUUUAUUUUAACAGGAAAAGGUCAAUUCUUUACACACAAAUAUAUACACAUUACACACAUCAACAUAGUAAGUAAAGUAUAAAUAAUCUAAAAUUACUUAAAAUACUAAAGUUUUAAACAGUCUUAAUAAAAUGAGAGUAUGCUUCAUUAUUUAAUUAUGGAAUAAACCAAAGAACGACUACCACACUGCACUGUGUAAGCAUGGAGGGCUUCUUUACUUAAUGUGUUCUUUGGUUGCUCCCUGUUAGGAUUGCUGUGCACAGAUGUUGCCAUUUUCUUCAGAAGUUCAAUUUCUCUCUCUCUCUCUCUCUCUCUCUCUCUCUCUCUCUCUCUCUCUCUCUCUCUCUCUCUCCCCCCCCCCCCCCCCCCCCUCGUACUUUGACUCAUUUCAUUGGUGAUUUACUGUAUAUCUUACUAAGACACUGCAGUGUGUGGCUUUUUAUCAUUGAAUAUAUUCUACUUGCUUUUUAGAGUGGCUGGAAACACUGACACUUUUGAAAACAAAGUACUGAAAUGUAUCUUUUGUUAUUGUUUUCAACAAGAGACUAUAUGAUUUUUAACAAACCUGGUGGUCUUUCCCAAUGAGUUUUCUCUCGGUUUGAUGAGUUUUUAGGAAGCAGCUAUCAACCACACUAAAUUGGAGAGCUAUUUCUAAAACGUCUUCUUCUUUCUUUCCAUUGUCAUUUUUGGGCUACACUGCAUGUACAGGAUGAAUUAUUAAUCAACUGUUGAAUGUUUUGAGAGCUGUAAUGGUGUAUAGUAAAAUAAAGGAUAAACUAAAAUUAUAAGCCAGACAUUUUUAACCCAAAUUUAUCAUUUCUGUUUCACUUGUCUUUCUGUAGGAAACUAAUUUCACUGUGGAUGCUGUAACUUCAGAGCAGUUCUCUGUUGAUGAACAUACUUAUGUACAAAAAAGUUGUGCCAAGAAACUAUAAAAUGUUGCAAAACAGUAUCAUCAAUUUUAUGUUGUAGUUGGUAACUAUUGCUUAAAAAUGUAUCUUACCAUGCAACCAUUCUACAGUGAAAAUGGCUUUAUGACUCUUGGAGUUUGUCUUGAACCAUUCUUUCCAGACUUCCUUUUCUGUAGAUGUUUUCAAGCAGUCUUCAAAUACAGUAUUUUUGCCAGUGUUUAGUUCAGCUGGAGAGUGAUGUUCUCAUUCUGUUGGAAACUAUUCUGCUUGACAUUCCUCCAUUAACUGCUUUGGUAUUUGCCUUGUUUGUGGGUUCGAAUUGAAUGUUGUGUAAUCAAGAGUGCAGUCCACUUGAGGCACCAACGAAGAAAAACAAUGAGGGGAAAAUGUUCUACUUUCAGAAGGCAGUAUAUGUCAUUAGAAAGUCCAGGAGUGAAUAUGUGUAUAUGAGCAUAGAACACUACUCACUAAAUAAGAGCCACCAAACUAUGGAUAAGCAGAUAAAAAUAUGUUCGCCUGAAAACUAAGUAAUUUGUGUCUGUCUGUCUGCUGCUCAGCACAUCCUGUAUUUGCUAAAUAAUGAUUUAACUUCAUAGACUAUUACUCACCAAAUAGCAGAUGUACUGAGUAGGAGACACACACAGAAAUUGCUUCGUUUUCAGACAAAGUAUGUAUAUCUCCUUUUCAUUGAUUUUAAGCUGUUACCAUGUAAUUAUUCAAAAAUAUGAAUUUCCAAAUAAGCCAUUUCAGAUUACUGUUACACACAAUAAAGGAAAAACCAACAACGAAUUUAAUAAUGUGUAUUUUAGGCUAAACAUGAAGUGUGUAAAUAGUUUGUUCUCUCCUCGUGGUUCAAAAUUCUUUGUCCAGUUAUGCUAUAUUCAGUUAGUACACAUGAUAUAAUCCACAGUAAAUGUAAUCUCUCCUAUUUUGUUCAUAGGCAGAAAAGAAAAGCUAUUGGUUGAAUUGGCCGACUACUAGUUCUAACAACUAAAUUAAAGUAGCACUGUGGCAUAAAACACAGUCUUGUAUUUGUUUCUAACCAGUUAAUAAGAUCCUUUAAUAGCUGGAUUUCUUGAAAUACUAUGAUUAUUCUGAAGAAGUCAGUAGUUAAUUCACGAUUUCGUGAUGAGAGGACUGCUGUUCUGCCACCUCUCCCCUCUCCCUUUUUAUUGUACAUCCGUUGUUCCCAACAAUUAAAUCUGUGGAAGCAGUGUGGAUCUCACCUACAAACAUAUAAAUUUUCAAUGCCAAUAUAACUCAGCAAUUUUUUUUCUAGGAAAUGUGAUUUAGUUAUUUGAGGGAAGCUGUGUAGUGUCACCUUCUGCCACUGUCUCAAGAUAUUUGUGAAUUGCUCAGCUACAGGUGGGCAGAUGAUACCUAUGCUGUGGUCUGUAUCUGAUCUCUCAUUCAUAAGAAUACAUAGUCGAGCCAAAGGAUAGCAGGAAACAAGCUAGGAGGAGAGAGAAGUUUUCUGUUUAAAUUUGCAUUAUAGCAGUUAUAGUUUAGCCAGUGCAAUUGUAACGAGAAAACAUGUUAAUUAGUUGUUCCCCAGUUGUGUACUGUUACACCACAAAUUGUGUGUUAUGUAUUAGAAUGUAAUGCCUGCAAAUAGACUAUUUAUUUAUGUUAAUUUUUAUCCCAAUUGCUACAACAUCAUACCUCAUUGCCUGACUUUGACUUUUUGUUGCAUAUUUAAAAGGCUAAUGAUUCCUCUAAUCGGAAUUAUUAUUUCUUAUGAGAACUAGACUAACUCGUUCGCCAUUGCUCAUAUAACUGAGACGUAUUUGAGCUCUCUAAAUUAUUAUUUUGAUAAUGUUUUAAAACUGUUAACAAAUAUUUUGUGCUAAAGGAGUUCUAUUCUGUUGCAGUAUAUGAUAAAAGUGCUGACUACUGUAAGUAGUACAUGAAUCUGUAAGGAGGCUAUACAGUGAGAUGUAUGAAUAAUAAGGACCAGUAAUUCAUGAAGUUUCAGUGAUAGUAACAUGAGUUAGAAAAAUGAACCACUCCUUCUGUCCUACUGCAUGAUGUCAGCUGCCAGUAUCACUUUACUUUUUUUUGUCCAGAAUUUUCCCAGAAAUUCUUCUCUUAAUGUUUUGAACUUUCAUAGUAAUAAAUGAGCACGUCAGAGCAAGAAAAUAUACACGAAAAGUUGUAAUUCGUGAUAAUGUCUUAUUUGAACUUUCAUGGAUGUUCGCUGUAUUCACUACAUGACAUUGUAGUUUUGAGCUCACUUCAUUAAUAAUGUGGUAGUGAUACUAAGCAUCUGCUGUGUCAGUGAACACACACAUUCUGUUAUUCACUUGCAUUCCAGUUCUGCCUUUCCCAGAACAUAUUUUCCUGAUAAACUUGCCAACUUUCUUAUGCAAGAAACUGUUUCAGAACCCCUGUACAUCCUUCCGUCCUCUUGAUAUCUGUUGUCAUUACUAGAUUAGUUAAGCCUCAACAGUUGGUGAAAACUAUAGGGACAAUUGCUGCCUCAAAAUUUUCUCGUAGUGAUCUGUAGUUUUAUUGCAGAUUUGCAAAGAUAAUGUUGCAUUGUAAGUGUACUAUUCAGAUUAGCUUCAUAAAUGUGUACUAACUAAAUUAAUAAAGAUAAAUGUAUGUCCAAACACUUUCCUCUCAUCAAAACAAAACAACUUACUUUGGUGGAGCCAAAUUGUGCCUAUAUGCUUCAUUGUAACCAUACUAAAGUUAUAUGACGGGCAGAAACCUAUCAGUGCUUAAAUUGAUUAAAUCUGCAGAACUGUGUAGUAUAAUUGUCAAAUGAUAAUUCAUUUCAUUGGUAACUUUUGACCAAUCAAAACACUUUUAUUCAUUGUGGAUGUGGAACACUGUGACUGUGUUGAAUAAAGGUUUUCAGAAAUAACUGCAACCAGUCACCUUCUGUGAUUCUUUAAUUUUUAUUUACCAUGGCCAGUUUUGAAUUGCCUAGUGAUUCAUCAGAUGAUUCACAUUUAUUGAUUGUUUGGAGCAUUGUGGAUGUUGUGUAGGAUUAUUACCAUCCAAUGGUUUAUUUCUGGUGCAUACACUGUUCUGGAGAAUGUAACGUUUGUUUUCUGGUAAUAUUAAUUUAUUGAACUAAACAAACCUUACUACAGUUAGCAACUCCCACAUGGGUUACAAAAAGUAAAUAAAUCAUUAUUUCCAUUACUGUGUGAUUUGAAACUGGUCAUGGUAGAUAAAAAUUGAAAAAUCACAAAAAGCAACUGGUUACAGCUAUUUCUGGAAACCCUGAAUGAAAAUACAUCGUUCAUUUAUGACCAGUCAACACAUUGCUCUUUUUGUGACAUGUCAUAUCUAGUGUAAAUGCUAUUUUUGGUGAAAUAUUUGCAUUUAUCUGCGACUUACUGCUCCUCUUUACUUAGUACCGUAUAAGAAAGGAGAUGAAUUGAUAACAGCUUUGCAAAGGCCAGAAGGUAGUACCUCAGUGAGAGAGGAGUAGGAGAUGGGUGCUUGAAACAGUUUGGUCAGAAGUGCAUCCACAAUUAGCCCAGUAGAAGAACCAUUGCCAUGUAACAUGGAAAAUUACAUUAAACGCUCAAUAAAAAAAGGAAAAAAAUGCAUAGUAAUUCAAAAUGGAUGUGUUGAUAGAGGUAGCAUUUUUCACCACUGCUGUUAUAUAUUUCAGUUCAUUUUAUUGUGAUAGGUGGUGAUUUAAAAACGGAAUUUUAACCAUCUAAGAAUUUUAAUUCAUAAGCAACGAAACUUCUCAUUGCCUCCAGCUAUGAUGACAAUAGCAUUCUAAUUGCAGGUGUCAAUUUCAAAUGAAUCACAUUUUAUGCUCCAUCAGACAGAUGGAUGAUCACCACAUUGCCCUGUGUAAGCAUGAAGGGGUUCUUUACGUAAUUUGUUCUUUCGUUUUUCGCUAUUAGGAUUGCUGUGCACAAAUGUUGUCAUUUUCUUCAGAAGUUCAAUUUCUCUCUUUGUCCAUGUGAAGUAGUGGUAAUGUUGACAUCAUGUAGGUUGGGAUAUUGAGAGAUAAUAGAAAAGGAUUAUUCUGCUUAAGCAGAAAUAUACUCUUGUGCCUGAAUUGUUGGUCCUUUCUUCACACUGCAUUGAGUAAUACUAAUUUUUGUUGUUGUUAGUAAUAGUGAAUACAAUUUUUUUGUUGUUUCUUCAGAUAUAUAAACUGUGUUCAUUUAAUUUUCAUUAGAUUUAAUGAAAUAAAUAUUUUGUUAUUUAAUGUACAAUUUCGUGUCAUGUGAAGUUUAUUAAUACUUUUCUUUGUUUAAUGAUUUUUAACAUAUAAUAUUUAUAAAGAUUGUUAACUAAAAUUUUGUAUGUGAACUUACUUCCAAUAAAAUGAAGUUUGAACUAUGUUAUCCUCUAAAUGUAAGGAGAAGAAAAUUCGCAUCUCUGAUUUUUAGUAAUUUUAAAAAUCAGCAUCUAUUUUAUGUAUAUUUGAUGUGACUACAUAACGUGUUUGGUAGUGACUAUCUAAUCUGAGUUUUUUUCUAAAUGCAAUCCUGUGUAUCAGAUUUCCUACCACACCACUUGAUUUGUAUGCACUCUUGUGCUCCACACACACACACACACACACACACACACACACACACACACACGAAGGAUCUGUAUUCUUCCCUAUUUCUCUGUCCCACAAGCAUGAUACAAAAGCAAAUGAAUUUGCCUCUAUUGCCUUUAGAAAUUCUGAUACAACAGCAAAUGAAUUUGCCUCUAUUGCCUUUAGAAAUUCUGCAUUUUGUUCAUGGGAAUUAGUUGCAUUGAAAUUACAACUCGUGAUAUCCAUAUGUGGUACAGUGUUGGAAGUACAACUAUUGAUCCCCAUAUGUGGUAUGUGGUACCUAGCACAGCUACCUGUCAGUCAUUCCUGUAACUUAAGCAUUUAACAGUCAUUCAGUUAGUCUGAUUACAGUGCUGAGGGAAACAUACAGAAGCAUUUUACAUCUCAGUUGUGUCUGAUCUGUUGUUGUUAUGGGCAACAGAGCCAGCAUGGUACACUUUGCUCUCAGAUAGUUUUAGCAGCAGUUUUAAAACAGGAAGAAUUAAUGAUUCAAAUAAGUGUAUACUUCCCACCUGUUAGUCGCACAUGGACUUCACAUAAUGUGUCCUAAUUGCCUUGUAUCUCGUGAUACAGUGCCAAUUUAUGUAUGAACUCCCAGAAGUGCCAAGUUUACUAAUCUGUGUAGAGGCUGUGUGUAAAAUUUAUUUGUGAAUAAAUACAUAAUUAAUAUAAUUAUAAA
Schistocerca gregaria is the source of this 12996-nucleotide messenger RNA. It is a transcript of the gene Vinc, whose product is annotated as vinculin. The record is from RefSeq and is a predicted model, not a curated record. Gene Ontology annotation, biological process: cell adhesion. Gene Ontology annotation, molecular function: structural molecule activity; actin filament binding. NCBI's taxonomy places the organism in Eukaryota, Metazoa, Arthropoda, Insecta, Orthoptera, Acrididae. Gene Ontology annotation, cellular component: actin cytoskeleton.